Neohortaea acidophila is the source of this 456-nucleotide messenger RNA. RefSeq lists its product as uncharacterized. The transcript has a single exon. Bases 1 to 456 code for a protein of 151 amino acids. Gene Ontology annotation, molecular function: protein binding. Lineage: Eukaryota; Fungi; Ascomycota; Dothideomycetes; Mycosphaerellales; Teratosphaeriaceae. The record is from RefSeq and is a predicted model, not a curated record.
AUGACGGAGACCACACCUACUCCCCCAACCGACGGACCAUCGAUUGCCCCACCACCCAAUGGGUCGACAACUUCGCAGCCGCCUCGACACCCCUUCUACACGCUCCCAGCAGAGCUCAUCUUCGACAUCAUCGAUCUCUUACCCCCAGAUGCCUUUAUCAACUUCGCCUUCGCCAACUACCCCUUCCUCCACACGCACGGCCUCGUCCCGGCAUUGUCACAGCCGCGGGUGAACUACAUCACGAAUCAAACGCAGAUAUCGUCGAUGUUCCCGCUCCUACGCCUGCCCGCGGAGAUUCUGUUACACAUCCUGCAUAAUCUGAAGCCCAUUGACAUCAUGAGAUUUGUCGUGGCGAAUUACCAGGACCUGUCGAGGCAAGGCAUUGCGCCGCCUCUGACGGCAGAGAUGGUGAAGCAGUUGCAAGGCGCUGUUCAAUCUGACUGGGCUCCGGGAUGA